GGGGCAGAGGCACGGCUCAGGGGCUAGCAGGCAUAGUCUAUCAGAGCGUGCCCCGUAGGGUGGGAGUCACUGAAAUGGUCUGUGCCUGUUUCCCCAGCUGGACAGUGGGAGCGUUGUGAGGUGAAGACUCCGGUGGGAAUUAGCUCGUGUGUGGCUCUUAUGGGGACAGUGAGCGGAGCCAUUGUGGUCACGGACUUGGGGCAUCUUAGGAGCAUGGCUGCUGUGCAUGACGCACUUGGGUCAUGGCAGAGGCCCUGCCUUGUGGAUGGACUGUUGGGGGCCCAGGUGGGAACUAGUCCAGAGGAGCGGCAUUGGUAUUGUUCUGUAGAAGCAGCUGAGUCUGGGGUGGGGGCCAAGGGAAAUGAGGACGGGUUUCCAUCUGGGCCUGGAUUGCUGCCCACUCCCUGGGUGUCCCUACCUACCCGGCUGUGUAUCCCUCACAGUACUGGGGGAAUCACAGAGGUGAUGGCCCUCACCCUGGCUCUCUCUGGCCGAGGCUCCUGGGGCUGAGACUGGGCUGAGUGGACAGGGUUCACUUUUCUCCCCUGCCUCCCACACAUGGCCCCUGCAUCUGUGCCCAGUGUCACAGGUGGCACCAGGAGGCUUUCUUGUCCCUGAUCCCUCACAGGGGGUGCCUUUUCCCACUCCUAUGGGUCUCCUUACAUCCUGACUUCCUGUGCCCACUAGGGGACCUGGAAGAGCAGGAUGGGGGAACCUGCCAUGGGGCUGGGGACCUUAGCAGCCAGGGUGCUUAAUGACAACCUCCUCCUGCUGCUCGCCUCAAUUAGAUGAGAUGUUUGCAAAAGCCCUUUGAUAAGCUGAGAAGUGCUUUCCAAGCCUUUUCUUAGGAGGAGUUGUCUCUUCUGCCUGGUAGUGGGAGGGGCUCAUGAGCCAAAGGCCUGUGCACCCCAGCUACUUGGAGCUGCCCCUCCAUGUGCAUCAUUUUGCCUCCUGACCGCCUCACUUCUAGGGGCCUGCAGAGUACAGAGGUUAAGAGCACAGGACCCUGGCUGGUGGUGCAGCCUCACCCGCUCCCUGACUGUGGCACCUCAGAAGUUACUCAGCCUCUUUGAGUCUCAGUUUCCCUACCUGUCAAAUAGAGCCCUGUUACCUCUGGGGCUCUUGGCUCAGAUACAGAGGCCAUGUGAGUGGCGAUGGCAGAGCUCAGCUAGGACAAAACAAACCCAGCAGCCUGCUAUUGGCUGUGUGCCAGGCACUGUGUGUCAGGAUCUUUGCUGUCAUCUCUGCUGGUUCCCCGUGGCGGGGCACCACCCAUCUCCCAGCAGAGGAAACAGGCUCAGCAGUGGCAGGGUGCCCACAGUCUCCCAGCAGUGAGGUGGCCCAACCAGGUUUUGGCCCUGCCUCUGACCCCUUCUCAUUCCUCAACCAGAGAACCCAAUGCUGCCCCAAAGCAAGCUGGGAGGGGAGGUGGCGGACAGGAGCCUUUUCGAGCCUACCCGCUAUGGGCACAGCCCAGGUGGGCCUAUGUCCAAGUGCUUUCAAGCCCUGGCAGCCGCCGAGGCUAGGGCCAGCCUCUUUCAGGGGAAGUGGGGAGCCCCAGGGUAAGUUUCUGGGAAAUCAGGUUUAUUAGCUCCUUAAUGACUGUUUACAAGCUGAAAAGUGUCUGCCUGGGAUGCACCCUCCCUGUGGAGGGGCUCCAUGCAGACAGAGCAGAAUUGAGGAUGCCCAGGGUCCCCCUGGUGUGUGGAGGAUAAGGCCCCAGGGCGACCUGCAGCUCCUUGGAGCUCUGGGUGCUCCCAGCUGGCCAGCUCAGGGUCUGUUUCUGGCUGAGUAACACUGGGCAGGGUACUUAACUCUCUGAGAUAGGAGGGUCUCUGUCCUUCAGCUGAGCAUGUUCUUAGUGUGAUCCCGGGUUAGCAGUGACAAAGCUGCCAGAUCUGAGAUGCUGGGAGGCUGCUCAGUGUCUGGUGUAUAAUCCACCUGAGGCUCAGAAAUGUUGCCCGAGGACACACAGCCAAUGGGGGUAGACCUAUAUUUUCUCUGUCUACAGUCUGACCAAGAGGAGAUGGAAACUGGGCGGCCCAUCUGUUUGCAAACCCAAGACAGCCUCAGCUACAUGCAUUGGGUGGUCACACCUUGGUGUCAAGGAGCCCCUAAGGAAAGUAGAGAGACCAUGUCUGCUUUCCACCCGGCCUGAACCGAUCUCCUGCCCGAACUGCUGAGCAUGUGCUGGGCCUCUGCUGCUUCUAAGGACCAAUGAAAACCCAAUUCACUUUUACCCAAGCCCAAGAGCAAAUCUGGGAAACUGGAGCAAAGCGCAGUUCACACCAACCCUGUGUUGAUGUGACACCCGGUGUGCCCGCUUCCUCUCCAGGGCCCUCCUGUGUCCUGGUGUGUGGCUGCCAGGGAGGGGCCCACAGAAGUGAGGCAGUAGCCCCCCCCCAAAGGAGACUGGGCUGCUGGGCUGCUGCCCACCAUGGCCUCAGCUGACAAGAAUGGUGGGAGUCUCUCCUCUGUGUCCAGCAGCCGCCUGCAGAGCCGGAAGCCGCCCAACCUGUCUAUCAGCAUCCCACCACCCGAAGCCCAGGCCCCCAGCAAGCAGGACAGGAUGACCCCCCAGAGGCCCAAGAACCCUACCUACAUGAAAAGCGUCAGCCUCCAGGAGCCGCAGGGACGAUGGCAAGAUGGUACAGAGAAGCGGCCUGGCUUCCGCCGCCAGGCCUCCCUGUCCCAGAGCAUCCGCAAGGGCACGGCCCAGUGGUUCGGGGUCAGCGGCGACUGGGAGGGCAAGCGGCAGCACUGGCAGCGCCGCAGCCUGCACCACUGCAGCGUGCGCUAUGGCCGGCUCAAGGCCGCAUGCCAGAGGGACCUGGAGCUGCCCAGCCAGGAGGGGCUGUCCUUCCAGGGCACCGAGUCUCCAAAACCCUGCAAGAUGCCCAAGAUUGUGGAUCCGCUGGCCCGGGGCCGGGCCUUCCGCCAUCCAGACGAGGUAGACCGGCCCCACGCCCCCCACCCGCCGCUGACUCCCGGGGUCCUGUCCCUCACCUCCUUCACCAGCAUCCGCUCUGGCUACCUGCCCCACCGAAAGAGGAUAUCCGUGGCCCACAUGAGCUUCCAGGCUGCGGCCGCCCUCCUCAAGGGGCGCUCAGUGCUGGACGCUACUGGACAACGGUGCCAGGUGAUCAAACGCAGCUUUGCCUACCCCAGCUUCCUGGAGGAGGAUGCAGUCGAUGGGGCAGACACCUUUGACUCCUCCUUUUUUAGUAAGGAAGAAAUGAGCUCCAUGCCCGAUGAUGUGUUUGAGUCUCCCCCACUCUCUGCCAGCUAUUUCCGAGCGAUGCCACUUUCAGCCUCCUCAGCCUCCCCCGACGGGGUGCACAUCCCUCUGAAGGAGUGUGGCCACACCCCCAUCCCAGUGACCCGGCGCGGCAAGCGCAUUGCCUCCACCGUGAAGCACUUUGCCUUCGACAGGAAGAAGCGGCACUACGGCCUGGGUGUGGUGGGCAACUGGCUCAACCGCAGCUACCGCCGCAGCAUCAGCAGCACGGUGCAGCGGCAGCUGGAGAGCUUCGACAGCCACCGGCCCUACUUCACCUACUGGCUGACCUUCGUCCACAUCAUCAUCACGCUGCUGGUGAUCUGCACGUAUGGCAUCGCACCCGUGGGCUUUGCCCAGCACGUCACCACCCAGCUGGUGCUGAGGAACAAAGGUGUGUACGAGAGCGUGAAGUUCAUCCAGCAGGAGAACUUCUGGGUCGGCCCCAGCUCGAUGGACCUGAUUCACUUGGGGGCCAAAUUCUCCCCCUGCAUCCGGAAGGACCAGCAGAUCGAGCAGCUAGUGCGGCGGGAGUGGGACCUAGAGCGCGACUCAGGCUGCUGUGUCCAGAAUGACCGCUCGGGUUGCAUCCAGACCCAGAGGAAGGACUGCUCGGAGACUUUGGCCACUUUUGUCAAGUGGCAGGAUGAUACUGGGCCCCCCAUGGACAAGUCUGAUCUCGGCCAGAGGCGGACGUCGGGGGCUGUGUGCAACCAGGACCCCAGGACCUGUGAGGAGCCAGCCUCCAGUGGUGCCCACAUCUGGCCCGACGACAUCACCAAGUGGCCGAUCUGCACAGAACAGGCCAGGAGCAACCACACAGGCUUCUUGCACAUAGACUGCAUGAUCAAGGGUCGCCCCUGCUGCAUUGGCACCAAGGGCAGCUGUGAGAUUACCACUCGGGAGUACUGUGAGUUCAUGCAUGGCUAUUUCCAUGAAGAGGCGACGCUCUGUUCCCAGGUGCACUGCUUGGACCAAGUGUGCGGGCUGCUGCCCUUCCUCAACCCUGAGAUCCCAGACCAGUUCUACAGGCUCUGGCUGUCUCUCUUCCUCCACGCUGGCUUGGUGCACUGCCUUGUGUCUGUGAUCUUCCAAAUGACCAUCCUGCGUGACCUGGAGAAGCUGGCUGGCUGGCACCGCAUUGCUAUCAUCUUCGUCCUCAGCGGCAUCACGGGCAACCUUGCCAGCGCCAUCUUCCUCCCUUACCGGGCAGAGGUGGGCCCGGCUGGGUCACAGUUUGGCCUCCUUGCCUGCCUCUUCGUGGAGCUCUUCCAGAGCUGGCAGCUGCUGGAGCGGCCCUGGAAGGCCUUUUUCAACCUGUCAGCCAUUGUGCUCUUCCUGUUCGUCUGCGGCCUCUUGCCCUGGAUCGACAACAUCGCCCACAUCUUCGGCUUCCUUAGCGGCAUGCUGCUGGCCUUCGCCUUCCUGCCUUACAUCACCUUCGGUACCAGCGACAAGUACCGCAAGCGUGCGCUCAUCCUGGUGUCGCUGCUGGUCUUCGCCGGCCUCUUUGCCUCCCUGGUCCUCUGGCUCUAUAUCUACCCCAUCAACUGGCCCUGGAUUGAGUACCUCACCUGCUUUCCCUUCACCAGCCACUUCUGCGAGAAGUACGAGCUGGACCAGGUGCUGCACUGACCCCCGAUGUCGCAGGGACCGUGCCUACCGUGCGCUGCUGUGCGUAGCAGAGACCCUGGCACUGGCCCCAGGCCCAGGCACUCACCCAACGCAACGCGGCGAGGCUGAUUCCGAGCGAGCCAGCCAGUAAAGGCAGUUCCCAGGGCGCGGGCCCCUCCUUCUCAGGCCUGGGUGUUCCUGGCCCGGCUUGGGGACAACGAGGACCCCUGCUUCUCCGAGGGUCUGGUUCCAGGACUCCUCAUAGGGACCCCUCUCGCAGGAUCCCCUCUGGGGACAGUUUCCUUUCUUCCCAGGGCCGGGGCUUCUGCAUCUGCUGGUGCUUCUCCCCACGGUCACUGUGAGCAAGCCCUUGCCAGACACGGAGCCGCUCCCUCUUUCCCCAGGACCAGGGUCCCCACCACGGUCCCCUUCCUGCUUCUCCUCUCCUGCCUCCCCCGUGAGUGCACCUGCUUCAUCUGAGGCCUCAUGAGCCUCCCCUUAGGCUCCAGACGGCAUCUGGGAGGAGCUGUGGCCAUGGUACGGACAGACGAAGCAAGGCGACGCGCAGACAGGGACAGGGACACCAGGAGCCUUUGCUUGUUUUGAGCAACAGAGGCUGGAUCCAGCCCCCCUCACUCCUCCCUCUGGCGCCCGUGUUCUGUCUGAUGCCAGGUGGGCGCCGCCGCCACCUCUGCCUCACUUCUGCCCCAGUGAAGGGGACAGAGCUGGGGACCUGCUCCCAGGGGUGCCCGAGGUUCAGUUGUGCUUGGGUCAGGGUUUUGUUUUUCGUUUUGUUUUUGACUAGUUUAUAUUAGGGUCCUAAUUUUAAAAAGUGACGCUAACUUUGUAUGGAUGAUUUCUCAAGUGUAUUAAAUGAUAUUCUUUGUGGAAAUACUCUCUUUGAACUGAGACCACCAGUGCAGUGAAGGCUGGAACUUUUGGGGCUGAGGCCAUCAGCUCAGAGGCAGUGGCUUAAAUCAAGGGACAGCAAAAAACUUGUGGGAUUUUUUGGGAUUUAGUUGGACCAGAAACCAUCUUGGAGCCAGAGGGAAGACCUUGGCAGGUCUCCUGUAAGGACUGAACGGCAUCCUUAAACUCCCAGGGCCCUGCCCCAACCUGCUCCACCUUCGCAGUGAGGAUGCUGCUGGCUUGCCUUGCCUGAGACGCUGUAGCAGGAGAAGAGUUUGGAGGGCAGGAGGCCCAGGGGACCUUGUGAGGACAGAGGACGCGGCAUUCCUGCCAUCUGAACAGCCUGGACCGGGCGAAGCCACCCCCUCUCCUCUCUGUUGACUACUCUGGCUGGGAAUCGCUGUCGGCUCUCCAGCUCAGCCAGGCUGGGGUGGGCAGAGAAGGAGACGAGGAGGCCGGAUGGGAGCCCCAGCCUGUCUCCCCACCUCCCGAGGCCCUGAGGAUCCCAGCUCAGCAGCCGCUGUUCCUGCGAAGGAAGCUGUGGCUGCGCAGCGAGCACCGGAGCUCUGUGAAGGCAAGGGAGCCCACGGUGACGGCACACGGGCCCACAGCCUGGAAGCCAGACUUCUCGUAGAAGGGCACCAGUGCAUGCUCGCACAUGAGCACGGCCCGCCGCACCGCCCACAGGCUGCCCAGGUGCUGCAGGUAGCGCCACAGCAGGACGGAGCCCUUGCCCUGCUGCCGGAAGGUCAGCUUCCAGGGACCCCAGACAUGGCUGCUGUCUCUCCCCACUUGCUCUCGGGGUCAGGAUGCUGAGUGGCCCCUCCAGACCUCUGGACUUGAUCUCUGCCUUCCUGAGCGUCAGGAGGUGGUGGAAGAGAAGGACAGGGCUUGAUGGAGCCUGAGACAUGCUCUGAGCCUCUGUGACCCCUUCUGCUGCAACUGCAGGGUGGGCAGGUGCCUGGGCCUCCCACAUUGCGGUUCGAGGGGCUUGUCUUACCUGUCCAGGGAGAGACUUACGGUCCUUUGGGUGCAAGAUAGUAUGACUUGGAGCUUUUUAGGCAGCCUUAGUCCUCAGGCCUGGGAAAGCCCCUUAAUCAAAGUGGGCCCUAAUAGCUGGAUGUGGUAAUACACGCCUGUAAUCCCAGAGCCCUGGAAACUGAGCCAAGAGGAUCACAAGUUCAAGGCCAGCCCGUACAACAUAGCAAACAUGUCUUAAUAAAAAAUUUUUGAAAGGCCAA
This is a messenger RNA of Heterocephalus glaber (naked mole-rat), 7041 nucleotides long. NCBI's taxonomy places the organism in Eukaryota, Metazoa, Chordata, Mammalia, Rodentia, Bathyergidae. The record is from RefSeq and is a predicted model, not a curated record.